Messenger RNA from Candoia aspera, 4922 nucleotides. RefSeq names its product anoctamin 5 (gene ANO5). Gene Ontology annotation, molecular function: protein dimerization activity; chloride channel activity. Gene Ontology annotation, cellular component: plasma membrane. Lineage: Eukaryota; Metazoa; Chordata; Lepidosauria; Squamata; Candoiidae. The transcript has 21 exons. The coding region runs from base 65 to 2812 and encodes 915 amino acids. Gene Ontology annotation, biological process: chloride transmembrane transport. The record is from RefSeq and is a predicted model, not a curated record.
UGGCUGCGCCCGCUGGAUUCCGAGCUGGUUUGCUAACCUUCCAGCCAGCCUCUUUCAAGCAGCCAUGAACCGCGUGGGGAAGAAGAAUGAGGAGACUCUCAUCGAGAUGGGGCAUACCAACGACGGAGAAGAAAGUAAUGGACCUUUGUUUGAAAAUACAUCAAAUACAGAUUCUGAAUUUCCUGGCAACUCUGAGGGCCUAAGUACCACUGAGACCACAUUGCUCAUCUCUGACCUUCAAGGGAUUGAUAAGAAACACCAAAGCAAGGAUUCUGUUUUCUUCAGAGAUGGUACACGGAGAGUAGAUUUUGUACUUACUUAUGUGGAUGAUCCAAAACUGGAUGGAGAAAAAAAAGUGGAACGAAGGAGAAUGUUUGAAAACAAUCUAGUAAAGGCAGGUCUGGAGCUAGAAACUGAAGAUAAGAAAGAGUCUGAGAAUGGCAAAACUUAUUUUGUGAAGAUUCACGCUCCCUGGGAAAUUCUGAUCACAUAUGCUGAAGUGCUGAACAUCAAAGUACCCAUCAAGGAGAAUGAUAUCCCCUGUCCUGUAGAGAACCCACUGGACUGCAUAUUCUGGCCAUUUAGGCUACCUGAGAUUGUGAUGCACCCGGAACCUGACUAUUUUACAGCAUCAUUUAGCAAAGAAAGACAGGAACUGUACCUCAUUGAUGACGAGAAUACGUUUUUCUCUCCAUCUGUCAGAAACAGAAUAGUUUUUUAUAUUUUAACAAGGUGCCCAUAUGGAACAGAAGAAGGAAAGAAAAAGUUUGGUAUCAAAAGACUCCUAAAUAAUGGCAGCUACACUGCUGCUUACCCUCUUCAUGACUGUCAGUACUGGAAAAAGUCAAAUGAUCCAAAGUGUGAAAAUGAAAGAUAUACCUUAUAUCGGGAAUGGGCCAGGUUUCCUAGGUUUUACAAGGAACAGCCCUUGGAUCUUAUCAGGAAAUAUUAUGGAGAGAAGAUUGGAAUCUAUUUUGCCUGGUUGGGUUUUUAUACUGAGAUGCUGUUCUUUGCAGCUCUUGUUGGCUUCAUUUGUUUUCUGUAUGGUUUGUUCACAAUGAAUGAAAAUAUGAGCAGCAAAGAAAUAUGUAAUCCCAGUAUUGGUGGAGAAAUUAUAAUGUGUCCCUUAUGUGAUCGAAAAUGUGAUUACUGGAGGCUGAAUUCUACUUGUGAGUCUUCGCAGUAUUCCCAUUUGUUUGACAAUGUGGCGACCCUCUUUUUUGCAAUAUUUAUGGGCAUCUGGGUUACACUUUUCUUGGAAUUUUGGAAGCGACGACAAGCUCGACUUGAAUAUGAGUGGGAUUUAGUUGAUUUUGAGGAAGAACAGCAGCAGCUCCAACUUAGACCAGAGUAUGAAGCAAAAUGUACACAAAAGAGGAAGAAUCCAGUAACUCAGGAGUUGGAGCCUUAUUUACCUCUAACUAGCCAGGCUGUACGGUUCUGCAUCUCAGGAACUACAGUGUUGUUCUGGAUCUCUUUAAUCGUAGCAAGCAUGAUAGCUGUGAUAGUUUACCGCCUUGCAGUCUAUGCUGCUUUUGCCAGCAUCAUGGAGACCACAGAAACCCUGCAACCUAUUCGAGGUUUGUUGACACCACAACUGGCAACAUCAGUCACUGCAUCAUUCCUCAAUUUUAUCAUCAUUAUGAUACUGAAUUUCCUAUAUGAGAGGAUAGCCAUCUGGAUCACAGAUAUGGAAAUACCAAGAACCCAUUUUGAAUAUGAAAACAGACUCACUAUGAAGAUGUUCCUCUUUCAGUUUGUCAACUACUACUCUUCAUGCUUCUAUGUAGCUUUUUUCAAAGGGAAAUUUGUGGGAUACCCUAGUUCUUAUACAUACAUGUUCAGUCGCUGGAGAAAUGAAGAGUGUGAUCCUGCAGGAUGCUUGAUAGAACUGACAACCCAACUCACCAUUGUCAUGGCUGGCAAACAGAUCUGGGGUAACAUUCAAGAGGCUAUCGUCCCCUGGAUCUGCAAUUGGUGGGGUCGUCGGAAAGCAAGGAACAACCCAGAGAAUUUAUACAGUCGAUGGGAGCAGGACCAUGAUUUGCAGAGCUUUGGAGCAUUGGGCCUCUUCUAUGAAUACCUAGAAAUGGUUAUUCAGUUCGGAUUUAUUACUCUGUUUGUGGCCUCUUUUCCCUUGGCACCCCUACUUGCUCUGAUGAACAACAUCUUGGAGAUUCGAGUUGAUUCUUGGAAACUUACAACUCAGUAUCGAAGACCUGUGGCAGCUAAAGCUCAUAGCAUAGGAGUUUGGCAAGAAAUCUUAAAUGGGUUGGCUAUCUUGUCCGUUGUCACAAAUGCAUUUAUUGUAGCCUUCACAUCUGAUAUGAUUCCUCGAUUGGUUUACUAUUAUGCCUAUUUUUCGGAUCCAGAUUCACCUAUGACUGGAUACAUUAAUAAUAGCCUUUCAGUAUUCCAAAUCUCAGAUUUUCCGGAAAAACACAGACCUGAACAGAACCCAGGCAAAUUUACCAGUUGCAGGUACAGGGAUUAUCGAUAUCCACCAGACCAUGAGAAGCCAUACAUGCACACAAUGCAAUUCUGGCACAUCCUGGCUGCAAAAAUGGCUUUUAUAAUUAUUAUGGAGCAUGUUGUCUUCAUUGUAAAAUUCUUUGUGGCCUGGAUGAUUCCAGAUGUCCCAUCUGAGGUGAAGGCCAAAAUAAAGCGUGAGAAGUACUUAACACAAAAAAUCUUACACGAGUAUGAACUCAAUAAACUGAAACAGAAGUUGUGUGAAGGAAGGACCUGCACCAGCAUGGAAAAGGAAGUCAUUGCUAGUGAAGGAAGAGUGGAGUUAUCAGAAGUCAUGUAGCUUGAAGAGUGGCUGUUUGCCUGGAAUUCCAGCCUGUGAAAUUUUGUUGUUCAGAAUCUGCGAUGAGCUGUCUGCUCAGUAUGCCUUGAAAGCUGUCUGGUAUUUUUAACCAAUCUAUUUGUGGAACCAAAAAUAUUUAGGAAACAGACAACAUGGUUUGGCUAUUGGGCAGUCAACAGACCUUUUUUUCCCCUUUGUUUUGGCUCCAUAACUUUAAAAAACAGGCUUCAGCUUAUGCCACUACAUUCUCUGUUCCAUUGCCUUACCUUUGUAAGACUGUAUGCUUUCUUGGAAAUACUGUUGUCUUAAGUGUUUUUGUAAUGAAUAGCUCCCAAAUUUCCAUGAUGUAAGCAGAGGCUCAAAGUCAUCACUGCCAAGUCUGAGAAGGGCUUCCCCAUGACGAGAUUUGGGGAGUUGCCACGAAUGACACAAAAUUCUCCCUACCUAGAUUUUUAUGUAUGCAUGUAUCAAUCAAAUGAUAAGGCCGAGAGUCUUAUGUGAAGUCUUCCACUUAUUGCACUGUCAACACAUGGUGCUAGAGAUGGAAAGGGAAUUGUGUUAUUUUAUCAUUGUCUUGGGAUUUUAAAGGACACCACAGAUUAUGGUGGCCCUUUCUCAUUUUAAUAUGCCUGUUUCCAAAUUUGAAGUCACUCUCAGUCUAUUAGGAAUUGUUAACUUUGGUGCAAUUGAGAGGGUUUAGCACAGCAAGUGUAUGCAUGUUAGAGAAGCUUUUUUGAAAAGCUUCUGCCAAGAGGUAAAUUAAAUAUGAUGUUAGAAAAUCAGAUGCCUUGCUCAGUAUUAAAGAAGUACUAUUCUGUAAUUCUCUGCCUGCUCAUAGGAGCUGUCAUACUGUUUUGUUUUUUUAGCUUUGGUCUCAUAAGGUAUUUAAGCAUUUAAUACUUGGAAAAUCUUACAGAUAUCAUGGAUGCAUUUCUGUUGCACAAAUCUGCACCUUCAAAUGCCUUUUUGAGGUAGACAGUCUAUUUUGUAUGUUCUUUUUAAGGUUUAAAUAAUGCAAUUAUAGAUUAUUUUUCAAUAGAGUGCAACUAGAGUACUAACUUGGAUUACUUCACCCUCUAAAACAAAACUCCAAAACCAAAAUUAAUAUGAAAUUCAGUUGGAAAUGCAUUUGAUAAAAACCCAAAUCGUCCAGUAAUACUUAAAAUUGUUAAAAUGGCAUUAUAUUUUCAAAUCCAUGAAGAAGGGCUAUCAACAAAGCCAUUUGUUGUGAUGCUGCCUUAAACGUUUAUCUGUUUGUGUUUGUAAAGAGUAUGUAUUCUUAAUAUUUAAUGAAUGAAAGAUUAUGCACAUUGGUACAGCCAGAGUCCCAAUACUAAGAAAUUGUGAUUGUUUGAAUAUUGUCAAGAAAUGUAUCCUUAGAAGAGAUAUGUUGAAAUGAUUUUGCAGAUUUAUUGUCUUAUUUAUCUGUUUAGUGUGUCUUAUGUAUGCAAAACUAAUUAUAGGCCUUUUACAUUUGAUUUCCUUGUUUUGCUACAUAAUUUUAAAGAAUUGCAACUAUUUUUGACAAUUCACUACAAUUUUAUAGCCAAGUCUAUUUUACCAUUGCUUAGUGCCUUGUGUACAUUCACUUAGGAAAGAAAGAAUGGAUGUGAAAAUGUUAGUUCUCUUAAUUAGCAUAGUGUGAUAUAUGAAGAAGUUCACCAUGAGGACAGCAGCUUUUAUACUUAACCAUAUCUAUCAGUAAGGAGCAAGUUUUGCAAACUUCCAGUUGGGUUAUGUCUUUACCAUCCAACUGAAUGAUAACUAAGAAAUAUAAACCUUACUGGAUUCUGUUAGUCAAAAUGAAGCAUGCUAGACAUCAUAAUAUUUCACAAUGGUGAAAUACUUGCACUCGGUAAGUCAUGCUCAACUGUUAAGUAUUGAAAAAGAAAUGCCAGGUAGUGCAUGAACCAGAAUUUCCAUUUCUGAUAGUAAACAAAUUAAAUUAUACACUCCAAAUACUAUGGAAAAUAUUUUAAUCAAUGAAGAUGUCCUUUCAGAGAAAAUAGGCCUCUUAUUUUUGAUUGAUAGACACAGCAUUCCCAGAUAAAUGCUUACCGUGCUGCCUAAAUUGUAUGAGACCCAAUACAGGGAUGCUUUUGUCAUUUGA